Molecule: messenger RNA, 1866 nt
Organism: Anopheles nili
Lineage: Eukaryota; Metazoa; Arthropoda; Insecta; Diptera; Culicidae
Product: probable maltase
Exons: 3
Coding region: 16-1755 (579 amino acids)
Biological process (GO): carbohydrate metabolic process
Source: RefSeq, a predicted model, not a curated record
CGUGCCUUAGGAAAAAUGUGGGGAGUGGCUUCUUUAGUUUUGUUCUAUUCAAUACCUGUUCUUCUGGCAGAUGAACACUGGUGGCAACACGCCAACUUUUAUCAGAUAUACCCACGGUCAUUCAAAGAUAGCGAUGGCGAUGGGGUUGGAGAUUUGCGUGGUGUGAUGGAGAAAGUUCCCUACUUGCGACAUGAGCUAGGUAUCGAUGCAAUAUGGCUAUCUCCGAUUUUUAAAUCUCCGAUGGCCGAUUUUGGAUACGACAUAUCAGAUUUUCGUGAUAUUCAUUCUGAGUUCGGUUCCAUUGAGGAUUUGGAGGCAUUGGCUCGAACGUGUGAAACAGAAGGGCUGAAGCUCAUCUUGGAUUUUGUUCCCAAUCAUAGUAGUGACGAAAGUGCAUGGUUCAUAAAUUCUGUCAAGAAGGAUCCCAUCUAUAGUGAUUAUUACGUUUGGCAUCCGGGAAAGUUGCUAGCCAACGGCACACGUGUUCCCCCAUCGAACUGGGUUAGUGUGUUUAGAGGGUCGGCCUGGGAGUGGAAUGACGUUCGAAAAGAGUACUACUUACAUCAAUUCUUAGUGAAACAACCCGACCUUAACUAUCGAAACCCAGCGUUGGUGCAGGAAAUGAAAGAUGUUCUUAAGUUUUGGCUAGAGAAAGGCGUUCAUGGAUUCCGCAUUGAUGCCGUGCCUUAUUUAUUUGAAUCUACUCCUAUGAAUGGCAUAUAUCCGGACGAAGUGAAGAGUGGGGAAACCGAUGAUCCGGAUAAUCCCGCAUACGUUAUCCAUACGCAUACUCAAAAUUUAAAUGAAACCUUCGACAUGAUGUACCAGUGGAGAAAGGUGGUAGAUGACUUUAAGCAACAGCAUGCAACUGACGAUAUCGUGCUAAUGGCAGAAGCGUACACACCUUUGCUCAACAUUAUACGGCUUUUUGGAAACGAUUCGACAGAUGGAGCACAUGUGCCGUUCAAUUUUGAAGUUUUGAGCAACACAUUUAAGGACACAACCGGAAAACAAUUCCAUGAUAACAUUAAACGAUGGCUCGAUGUUGUCCCCUCAAACCGUGUUUCAAACUGGGUGCUUGGCAAUCACGAUAAUAAACGAGUUGCAACUCGUUUGGGAAUCGCGCGAUCGGAUUUAUAUCAAAUCGCUUUAAACGUGCUGCCUGGGAUUGCUGUCACAUACAACGGAGAUGAACUAGCCAUGGAGGACGUGUACAUCUCGUGGAAAGACACCAUUGAUCCUGCAGCAUGUAAUUCUAAUCCCAAGGACUAUUUGCUAUACUCUCGUGAUCCAGUGCGUACGCCAUUCCAAUGGGACGAUUCUAUUAGUGCGGGAUUUUCAACAAACCGUACCACAUGGCUACCCGUAGCAUCGAAUUACAAAACAUUAAACUACAAAGCGCAGAAAGCAGCGCCACGUUCUCACGUUAAAAUAUUUAAAGCUCUCGUGCGUCUGCGUAAGCAACGAACGUUGCGUGAAGGAUCUAUCGAUAUGCAAUUGAUCGGUGAAAACAUAAUUGUAAUCAAACGGCAUCUCGAAUCCGUAAGCACAAUUGUGGCCGUUUUGAACUUUAACAAAACAACAGAAACAAUCAAAUUAUCAUCCGUGUUCGAUGGACUACCGGCAACGUUUGAAAUCAUCACAUCUUCAUUGCAAACCAGUUAUAUAGAUGGCACUGUUGUGGCCAGAGAUGAAAUUGUUUUACCCGCGGAUGCAGCUAUAGUGUUAGAAGGCAAUAUUGCGAAUGGUGCUUAAAUAUACUUUACUUGCAAGUUACUGAAAUCGCUACAUAAUUGAUUAUGCAUUUUAUUUAAAAAGGGAGCAAUAUUAAAUCAAAACUUAAACAAUAAACAUCAAUGAAUAAAA